AUGAACCCACAAAGGGAGGCAGCACCCAAAUGCUAUGCUAUUCGUGAUUCUCGACAGAUGGUGUGGGUCCUGAGUGGAAAUUCUUUAAUAGCAUCUCCUCUUAGCAGCAGCAUUAAGCCUGGUUCCAACCGUUGCUACCUAUGUCCUCAGAUUCAAACUCCAUCAUCUUUCCACCACCAAACCUAUCUUCAGGGCUCCCGAGAUAACAUAGGGAAGGACACUUUCUGGAACCUAGUUGGAAUUCACACAUGCAUAAACCUGGAUGUGAGCAGGAGCUGCUCCAUGGGAACCCUUGACCAAUGGGGAAUAGGAGUGGGUAGAAAGAAGUGGAAGAGUUCCUGUCAAUAUCACCAUCUCAGGAAGAACGACAAAGUUUUCCCAUCCAUGUGGACCAACAUAGGAAUGCCAGGAAGGAUGCAGAAAUAA
Symphalangus syndactylus (siamang) is the source of this 426-nucleotide messenger RNA. Its product is annotated as interleukin-36 beta-like. The record is from RefSeq and is a predicted model, not a curated record. Lineage: Eukaryota; Metazoa; Chordata; Mammalia; Primates; Hylobatidae.